CUCCGCUCACUGAGUCCCUCCCCGCUCGGCUCAUGACUACCACGUCGGAGGUCGCGGCCGAUGGGCCAUCGGCCUUUUCCUUCCUGUCGCCGGCCGCCACGUCGCAUGCAUCCUCCUCGGAGGAGGAUGUUUCAUCGGCGGUUACGCCGAAGCCGGCUCCCGCGAUGCCUGCCGCCCAGGAGGAGGACUCCUCCAUGGCUGACGAGGAGGAUGCCCUGAGCUUGGCUUUGGCUUUGGCCGGUGUCGGCGACGACCUGGACAUCGACUACUCCCAUCAGCCGGAGCCGUCGGCCACUCGGGCGGACGAUCCCGCCGAGCCGGGCCCCGGGGCCCUGUCCCGGGAUGCUUCCGACCACCAGCCACCGCAUGAAGUGCUUGACGAUGAGGCGGUGGCUCCAUCGGCCUUCGGGUUCCUGAGCGCCGGGCCCGGCUCCCCGGUGGCCGUGAUCCCUGAUGGCGCCGCUGUUGCAUCCUCCUCCAGCAGCAUUGCCCUUGACGCUGAGGAUCCCCUUCCGGAGGGCGCCCCGGAGGAGGUGGACUCCCUGCCAGAGGCUCCCUCGCUCCUGCUGCUGGCCGGGUCGAGCGGGCAGCUGCCGCUGCCAAGCGAUGCGGCCAUCGACGAAAUCCUGUCCCUUUCCGCGGCCCAUGAGCACCGCUCGUCCCCGGUGUCGCAUUUGGCCCCGGCCACCCCGGGCCCCAUCGCCAAGAAGCCGAUCAAGCGGAAGAAGCGCUCGCAGGCCAUCGGUGUGGAGACCACCGCCGAGCGGCCGGUCCUCGGGGCCGCGCCCGAGCAAGCCGCUGCCCCGGUGCAGGCAGUGCCCCUGGCACAGCCAGCCGGCUCUGGGGCGCCCCACGAGCAGGCUACCAUCGAGAAGAUGACCGUUCGAAACUCGACCCUCCCACAGCCUGCCCGUGAAAGGCCCGCCAUCGAGGAGCCGGUCCACAUGCUGCCAGCCACGGAGGCGGCCCCCCUGUCGGAGGUGCCGGCCAUCGAGAAGUCGCCCCGGGCCCAGGCCAGCCGCAAGGAGGAGGCCGUCACAAAGCCACCCCAUUCGGGGGCCGAGAGCCCGGAGGGGCGGCCGGACGAGGCGCCGGCCGUGCAACGCCGUGCUCGUGCCCCCCGCGUCCGUGCCCCCUCGCCGGAGCCGGCCCCCGUGCCAGCGCCCGCACCUCCUCAAACCACCUCGCCCUCGUUCUUCAGCAACUUCAUUGACAAGCUGGCACGGCGGUCUUCCUCGGCUGGCAGUCCGCCGGCACUGGCCGGUCCGGCGGCCGACGAGUCAGCUCCUGAGCCCGGAGCUCGGCCACAGAGCGCCUCGCAGCCGGCCACCCCAUCCAUGCAACCGGGCGCGGCAGGCCGCCGGCCGGCGGCGGCGGCUGCCGUGACUGUUGCCACUUCGCCGGCCACCCCCCCGGCGAGGGGCGCCUCUGCCACGGGCGCCUCUUCGCCGGUGUUCCCGGGUGCCGGUAUGGCCGUCCCCGCUGCCAGUGCCCCUGCCAUGCCCACCACCCCGACCGCAUCCUCCUCCAGCGAUAGUCUCUCCCGUCGGGCGCGCCUCCGCGCGCACUAUUCCCUGUCUUCGGCCGACAGCGAGGACGACUUGCAAACCAGCGAGGAGGAAACGGUGCUGGGGUCGGCCGGUGCCGCCCCCUCGGCCCCGGUGGCCGGUGCUGCGGCAGGUGUCGGUCCGGUGUCCUCUUCGCCUCCCUCCUCUACUGCCUCUGGGCCGCUGCGUGCCUUGCGGCAGCACCGGUCAAUUGGCCUCGGCCAGCGUGUGCUCCAGCGCCUGGAGGCCGAGCAAUUGGCCGCGCCAGCCGACCUGGCCGAGCCGGCCGGGCCUGCUCCUGUGCGGAUGACCCGCCGGCGUGCCGUGCGCCCUGGCGUCGCCCCGGCCGCGGCCGAUGAUCAGGAGGAGGAUUCCCUGCAGGAGGUCCUCCGGCGCAUUGUCCAGUCGGUGGCCGCCGACACCGGGGCCGCCAGCCUGGCCGCCCCGGCCGACGAGCAGGAGGAGCAUGAUGCCGGGGAUGAGGAUGAGGAGGAUGACCUCAACCUGUCGGGGCUUGUGGUUCGGUCGCGCGCGCGGCCGGGCCCCGGGCCAUCGGCCACGUCGGACACGCGGCAACGCGUGUCCGGCGAGGCGCGCUUGCGGCAGCACAUGCUGGCCGGGGCGGAGCUCGGCCUGGCCACCUUCCCGCCAGGCGCCAAACUGUCCUCCGCCCUGGAGGCCGCCCUGCAGGCACCGGGCCCUGGCCAAGCUCUCGGGCGCAAUCCCUCGGCCGAAAAGCGCCUGCUGGAUAUCCUGACUGCCGAUAUCCAGGCCCUGUUGGUGGAUUCGCCCGGGGACGGCGGCGCCGGUGACCUGCUCGGCGAGGGGUUCGACGGUGAUGUGGAGCUCGGCCAGGAUGACGACCCGGCGGACCAUCCGCUGGCCGGGCUGGCCGGUGAUGGUGAGGAGGACGAUUUGGUCGGGCCCGGGGCCGGGAUUUCCAGCCAGCUGGGCCUGGUGAAAUCGGCCGUGGCUCGAGUGGGCUCGCUCUUGUCGCCGGCCGGUGAGCAGUCGCCGGCCGAGGAUCUGGCCCUGGUGGCGGAUUUGGAACGGCUGACCCUCUUCAGUGAGGACGAGUACCUCGAUGGCGAGGCCGAGUCGACGGCGGCCGGCCCCCUCGGGGGGGAGCAACUCCCCGGGCUGGACCUGGUGCCUGGCAGUGAGGGCACCACCGAGGGCAUGACCAGUGGUGGCCAGUGGCGUGCCCCCUGGCUCGAGGACUCGACGGCCCUGCCGGCGGCCCUGCGCCCGGAUGUCCUGGCCCUGGACAACAUCGAGCACUUGCUGCUGCUGCCGCCGGCCCCGGCGGUCGGCGGCUCGGUCACGGCCCCGGACACCGGCCGCCGCUGGGAGAAGCUCCUGCAGGGCGCCUCGCCGGCCGCACGCGAUCGGGCCAUGGACCUGCUCCUGUCCCUGACCGAGUGCGAAGUGGAGAUGAGUGGCUUCCAUCCGCCGGCCGCCAGCAUCGCCGCCUCGGCCGGGGGCCCGGGGCCCGAUGGCAGUGAUGUUGGCAUUUCCACCUCCGCGCCUGCCGGGCAGGAUGGCACCGCCGAGCAUGACAAUGCGGUGGCCCUGCUCCUGGGCAGCCUUCGGACAUUGGCCCGGCUGCAGGCGGACCUUUUGCGCGUGGCGCGCCUUGGCGCCGCGGCCAUCGCCAACCAGGACUGGGCCGAGGCCGAGCUCCAGGAGCAGGUUCUGCAUGGCCUGCGUGCCAGUGUGACGGCCGAGCGUCGGAAGCUGCUGAUCAUCCUGGAGACCCUGCGCGAGCACCAUCAAGUCCGGACAGCAGUGCUGGAGGCCGGUGCUGCGGUGGAGCUUGAACUGUCGGCUGGCCUGGCCCAAUUGAAGGAUACCGAGCAUGAUACCUUCUCGCGGCGGACGGCCGCGCAUGCGGCCCGGCUGUCCCGGCGGCAGACGCGCCUGCGUCUGCUGACCACCCGACUGCAAAAUGCCCAGACGCAUCUGGCCUCGCAUGCGACUGCCAUCGACCAGGCCACCGGGGCCCUGCUGGCCGAGGCGGCCGCCGUCCGCCGGGCCGAACAGGCCCGGCGAGUUGAGCUCUUCGCCGAGCGGUCGGCCCUGCGCGACGAAAUCCUGGAACUCGAGACCCGGCUGGCCGGGCUGCGCGCGCGCGAGGCCGAGGUGGAUCGGGCCAUCCGUGAGGAGCGUGCGCAGGCGGUUGCUGCGGUGACCCUCCUGUCGGAGGAGGCCCAUCGGCUGCGCCGGUCUCGGCGGAGCAUCGCCCAGCGCCGGGCUGCCCUGGAUCUGGCCCGGCGGGCGGAGGGGAUGGCACGCGAUGCGGCACAGCGCGACUCACGUCGGGCUCGCCGUCGCGAGGCCCACCGGUCUUUGGCGGUUCUCAGCUUUGACCGGCAAUCGCGCGCCAUCAAGCGCCGUGCCCAGGUUCUUUUGCGCGAGUCGAAUCUCGUGCGAGACUACCUGCACCGCUCGACGGCAGUUCUGCCCGGCGUGGACAUCCCCCUCACCGGCACCGAGGAGCUGCAUGCCCCGGAGGCCGGUGUCGAGCCUGGGCAAGUGGUGGCCCCCUCCGAGGAGGUGGCCCUGGAGCGCGGGCGCCUGAAUGCCGGGCAGGCGGCUCGCCGUGCGCGGCGCCUUCAUCGCCAGGCCGAGGGGGUUCUGAUGGGCCUGCAGGACGACCUGCGGGAUCUGGAAACCCGCAAAAUCCGCCCGCUGCUCCAGCAGGAGCAGCGUGCCGCCGCUCUCGGGGACUUCCGCGCGGCCGGUCGCCACCGGCAGGCGGUUGAAGCCCUGCGCGCCGGGCCGGAGCGUGUCCUCCGGGCCCAGGUUGCCCACCUGGAGGGGGUUGUGCUGCCGGAGCGGCAGGCGGCUCUGCUCCAAGCCGAGGCCGAGUGGCGCCAUGCUGAACGCCAGAUGCAGGAUCUGGACUGCCGCCGGUCGCGUCUGGCUCUGGCCUUGGUGACCGGGCGACUGGGCGAAGAGGCCGACUCCCCGCCCGCGGGCCGGGCUCCUGGCAUUCGGCCCCUGCGCCGGGUGGCCGCCCAGCAAGCUGCUCAUCGGACCGUGCGUGAUCUCCUGCUCGGGGAGCAUGCCCGUCUGUUUGUCGAGCGCGCCCUGCUGGAGACGCUGCUGCUGAGUGCGGCGGCCUUUGCCGGAGUGCGCGACCGGCCUGUGCCCGAGGAUGGCCAGGACCACCCGGAUGCGGCGUCGUCGGCCGACGACGCCGGUCCGGCUCCGGAGGUGGCCUUCGAUGAGUCGGCCCUGGGCCCGGAUGUCCUCGACCUGGAAAGCGCCCUGGAGGACUUCCUUCAUGCUGAGCGCCUGUGGGAGCGGGCUCUGCCGGCUGCCACGGACGCCGCCCCGUCGGACAGCAACAUGCCUGCGGGCACCCCGGAUGACACCGCCCCUGGCGAGGGAGACACCCACCAGGACUCUGCCCCGGUCGUGGGCGAGACCUCGGAGCCUUCCCAAACCGGAGGGCAGGACGACGCCCGAUCAGAGGAGGGGCUCCCUGCCGAUGGCUCUCAGGAGGCUGCCGCCACUCCGACCGAUGAGGAUGCGGCCUCACAAGCCGAGGAGUCGGACAAGGAGGCCACAGCCUAGAGAGGCUGCCUCCCUCCCUCCCUCUCUCUCUCUCUCUUGCUGCCGCCGCCCCGCUCCCUCACUCUGGUUCGAGCGCGCGCAUUUGCGUGGGCCCCUGGGAAGCGAGUGAAACUGUUGCAUAUAUCACGUGUCUGGGAGGAUCGAAAUGUCCAGAAACGCCUGCCUCCUUCUCUUGCGUCUCUUUCGAGCGGCGUGUCCGGGCUCCUCUCGCCCCCCCCCCCC
This is a messenger RNA of Fonticula alba, 5351 nucleotides long. RefSeq lists its product as hypothetical. Bases 33 to 5129 code for a protein of 1698 amino acids. The record is from RefSeq and is a predicted model, not a curated record. Lineage: Eukaryota; Rotosphaerida; Fonticulaceae. The transcript is spliced from 5 exons.